Molecule: messenger RNA, 3455 nt
Organism: Propithecus coquereli (Coquerel's sifaka)
Lineage: Eukaryota; Metazoa; Chordata; Mammalia; Primates; Indriidae
Gene: MAP3K21
Product: mitogen-activated protein kinase kinase kinase MLK4
Exons: 10
Coding region: 261-3389 (1042 amino acids)
Biological process (GO): protein phosphorylation
Molecular function (GO): protein binding; ATP binding; JUN kinase kinase kinase activity
Source: RefSeq, a predicted model, not a curated record
CAGGCCCCGGUGCACCACUAUGGUGGGACCUCGCCCGCGGCUGCGGGGACCGCUGCAGCAGCAGAGGCGGCCAGGCGGGACGGGGGGCUGAGGCCGGGGCCUGCGGGUAGUGAGGCUCCGAACGCUGCCGGCUCCGAGCGCGGUUCCCCCCUCGCCUUGCCUAGGCGCCGACGGCCGCCCCGCCGGACGAUGCGCGCCCCCGGCCGCCCCGGAGGCUGAGCCCGCAGCUCCGCGCUCCGCUCUCGCCCUCAGCCGCCCGGAUGGCUUUGCCCGGCGCCGAGGGCGCAGCCGACGCGCCAGUGUCCCCGGCCCGGGGAGCCCAUGCCGGCUCCGCGUCCUCGUCGUCCGCCUCCUCCGGCGGCUCGGCCUCGGCCGCGGCGGGCGCGGGGCUGUGGGCCGCGCUCUACGACUACGAGGCGCGCGGCGAGGACGAGCUGAGCCUGCGGCGCGGCCAGCUGGUGGAGGUGCUGUCGCAGGACGCCGCCGUGUCGGGCGACGAGGGGUGGUGGGCUGGCCAGGUGCAGCGGCGCCUCGGCAUCUUCCCCGCCAACUACGUGGCUCCCUGCCACCCGGCUGCCCGCCCCGCGCCGCCGCCCGCGCCGCCGCCAGCGCGGCCCGGCUCGCCGGUGCACGUCGACUUCGAGCUGCUGGAGCUCAAGGAGCUCAUCGGCGCCGGCGGCUUCGGGCAGGUGUACCGCGCCACCUGGCAGGGCCAGGAGGUGGCGGUGAAGGCGGCGCGCCGGGACCCGGAGCAGGACGCGGCGGCGGCGGCAGAGAGCGUGCGGCGGGAGGCCAGGCUCUUCGCCAUGCUGCGGCACCCCAACAUCAUCGAGCUGCGCGGCGUGUGCCUGCGGCAGCCGCACCUCUGCCUGGUGCUGGAGUUCGCCCGCGGCGGAGCGCUCAACCGCGCGCUGGCCGCCGCCAACGCAGCCCCGGACCCGCGCGCAACCGGCCCGCGCCGCGCGCGCCGCAUCCCCCCGCACGUGCUGGUCAACUGGGCAGUGCAGAUCGCGCGGGGCAUGCUCUACCUGCACGAGGAGGCCUUCGUGCCCAUCCUUCACCGGGACCUCAAGUCCAGCAACAUUUUGCUGCUGGAGAAGAUAGAGCAUGAUGACGUCUGCAACAAAACCUUGAAGAUUACGGAUUUUGGGUUAGCGAGGGAAUGGCACAGGACCACCAAAAUGAGCGCAGCAGGCACCUACGCCUGGAUGGCCCCCGAAGUGAUCAAGUCUUCCUUGUUUUCUAAGGGAAGCGACAUUUGGAGCUAUGGAGUGCUGCUGUGGGAGCUGCUCACGGGAGAAGUCCCCUAUCGGGGCAUUGAUGGCCUUGCUGUGGCUUACGGGGUAGCAGUCAAUAAGCUCACUUUGCCAAUUCCAUCCACCUGCCCUGAGCCAUUCGCCAAGCUCAUGAAAGAAUGCUGGGAACAAGACCCUCACAUUCGUCCAUCGUUUGCCUUAAUUCUCGAACAGCUGACUGCUAUCGAAGGAGCAGUGAUGACGGAAAUGCCUCAAGAGUCUUUUCAUUCCAUGCAAGAUGACUGGAAACUGGAAAUUCAACAAAUGUUUGAUGAGUUAAGAACAAAGGAAAAGGAGCUGCGGUCCCGGGAGGAGGAGCUGACUCGAGCGGCUCUCCAGCAGAAGUCCCAGGAAGAAUUGCUAAAGCGGCGUGAACAGCAGCUUGCAGAGCGGGAGAUCGACGUGCUGGAGCGGGAGCUUAACAUUUUGAUAUUCCAGUUAAACCAGGAAAAGCCCAAGGUCAAGAAGAGAAAAGGGAAAUUUAAGAGAAGUCGUUUAAAGCUCAAAGAUGGACAUCGAAUCAGUUUACCUUCAGAUUUCCAGCACAAGAUAACCGUGCAGGCCUCUCCCAACUUGGACAAACGGCGGAGUCUAAACAGCAGCAGUUCCAGCCCACCCAGCAGCCCCACCGUGAUCCCCCGGCUCCGAGCUAUACAGUUGACUUCAGAUGAAAGCAAUAAAACUUGGGGCAGGAAUGCAGUCUUUCGGCAAGAAGAAUUUGAAGAUGUAAAAAGGAAUUUCAGGAAGAAAGGUUGUACCUGGGGACCAAAUUCGAUUCAAGUGAAAGAAAGAACGGAUUGCAAAGAAAGGAUAAGACCUCUCUCAGACGGUAACAGUCCUUGGUCAACUCUCUUAAUAAAAAACCAGAAAACCAUGCCCUUGGCUUCAUUAUUUGUAGACCAGCCAGGGGCUUGUGAAGAGCUGAAACUUUCCCCAAAUGAAUUAGAACACAGAAAAUCAAAGCAAAUAAAAUCACCUAUUCCAGCCUACAUUGAUCUACCUCUGUGGAAAGAUGGUCCAAGAGAGAAUCCCAUGGAAGCUGAAAGCUGGGAGGAGGGCACUUCUGUGAACUCUGCUGCGGGGUCUCCUCAGGUGACUCCUACGAACAGUCUGAGCCGACCCCCUCAGAGAAAGAAGACAGAGUCUGCUUUGUACAGGUGCACCAUGCUGCUGGCGUCGGUGGCUCUGGGGCUGGAUAUCAGAGAGCUUAAUAGAACGCAGGCUGCUGAAGAACUGUUGCCCAAGGACGAAAAGAAGAAACGAGAAGGAAUCUUCCAGCGGGCUUCCAAGUCACGCAGAAGCACCAGUCCUUCCACAAGGCUGCCGUCCACAGGCGGGGAGGCCAGCAGCCUGCCCUCCCUCCCGCCACCAAGUGCCGUGAGCCUUCUGUCCAUGCCUUCUCUCUCCACGAAGUGCCUGCUGGAGACGGAUGGUGACGAUCUGUCCAUGGGCAGCACACCUAUCACUGACAACCCCGAGAUGUCUACUCCAGAUUUUCGUCCUGCCAUUCCAGGGAGUGGUCGUGAGCCAGCCCCCAUGCCAACGCUUGAGACUGAUCAUGGUGUAUCCAAAAACAUGUCUCCUUCCUUGCUAGAGCAGACACCUGGGAAUGUGCCUUACUGUGCUUCUUCAAAAGAUAGAGCAUCACACCACAGACGGACCAUGUCGGAUGGAAAUCCGACCCCAGGUAGAUUGCAUGCUGGUGCAGCUAUGAUCUUAGCCACCGGAGCCUCUGAACUGCCACUCCAUUGCUCCUCUGGUCCUCACGGUAACCAGCCGGGUGAGAAGCACAGAGCUGUCAGCAUCCUGCCUCGGCCUCGCCCCGCCUCCCUGAGAAGCCGACUGGAUCGACUUCAGGCUCCCCCAGAGCGAGCAGCCUCUCAGCCUGCACAGGCCACCUGCGUAGUGGGUCGUCUAGGACCGAGCCUUACCCGUGUCCUCAGUGCCAAGGGAAGAACUAAAUUCCACAUGCCUUCGUUACUGGACGCCGACGUGGAAGGUCAGAGCAGGGACUACACCGUGCCUCUGUGCAGAAUGAAGAGCAAAACCAGCCGACCGUCGAUAUAUGAACUGGAGAAAGAAUUUCUGUCUUAAAUAAAGUGCCUUAUAUUGUUUAAGCAUUUCUUUUUUUUUUUUUCUUUUUUAAGGUGAACAAAUGAA